UAGGUCGAGAUGCCCCUCCCCUCGAGCCCAAAGGACCAGGAGAAUAAUUCACCUGAAGGGGAGGAAUGUGUGCACAAUGGUGAAUUACGCGGUCAUGCUGACGAAAAUGGCACUCAGUUCACAGUUCCGCAGUUGCACGAACUACCAAAGAGCCAUGAUCUUCAUGAUGUGAGCAAGAUGAAUGAGCCAGUCUCACUUGAUCCCCUGGAUUUGUCUCUCACAGGAUCCGUCCAGUCAGCUGAGAUUGAGGCGAUCACUUGUGGUAUUAUACCCACUAUAUCAGCGAGAGUCGGUGAGAAUUAUGAAAAUGGAAAUACACCAUCCGGACACAGUGGAACACUCGUCAUGUCCAGUCCUUCGCCAACAUUCUCGGAGUUCUCGUCCUAAUUUCGGUCUUUCAUUAUUGGUCCAGUGUUUUUAAUCGUAGGAGUUGAAUGAAACUAUUGUAAUGUCUUCCAUAGGGCUUCGAGGUUUUAAAUUUCCUCGGUUUUUUCUUCAUUCUUGCCUUGUUGACUCGUUUAGGUAGGAAAAUCGGGGGAAGUGCUGUGUUGAGGGAGUUUCGAUGUCACUCCAUUAUGUGUCAGCCUGAAAUUUAAGACCAACUAAGCCAAACGAGUCGUAUCUUCAAUGUAAACAGCGUACGAGGGAUGAGAUCUUGUUUAUUCCCACGGUUGAGUGUUGAUAGCUAUCGGGAGAGAUCUACUACUUGUGUCCAUUUCCAAGUGCUAUCGUUUCGUUCUGAUGUUAUUCCAGCCGACCUUCGAUCCAAAUACGGGAAAGGUCAGAGCUUUUUGGUUAGAGUUGUGCGAAGGACUAAUGCAUUCGUUUCUUUUUCUCAAGGGGUCUCAGGAGAAAAAAUAACUGAAAUGCGGGAAAAAAACGAAAAAUUCGCGACAUGAAUUCUCAGCCAAAAAGACUCGGGAAAUCGGAAAUAUGGCUUGAAGAGUUGUUUUUUUUUGUAGAAAUGGGAUGAGGCGAGUUGAUAAACAUCCGAAGAUGAAAUGGGGCGGAGGAAAAAUUGAGGAAAUGGAACGUGUGGGCAAAUGGCAGUUCAACCACACGUUGUUUAUGAAAUAAUUUUGUAAAUACAGUGACUGUUAAUUUUUACGAUGAAAAAAGUUGAAGGGUGAAAGACAUUCAACACCGGUAUUUGGUUUCCGUUGUGCGUGUAGUAAAUCGCAAUUGCGGGGACGUAUUAUAAUAGUGUUAAACUGAACGAACACCAACCGGGAUUGGGCUCGUUUGCCUCGCAAACGCGUAUCACGGGGACCAACUAAGUAUCCGGUGGCCUCGUUUCCCACGAGCCCUCUUUAAUACCGUGCAAUGCCCGCAGACUGCAAUUUUGUACAUAAAUUUUUAUCGUCGUAGACAAUUAGUGGAUAAUACUCGAUAUACAAUAAAUAAAAAAGAAUAAUUGCAAAUUAUUUUUUCAAUUCAAUUAGCAAAAAUGUAUCACUUGUUUCUGUUAUUUUGCCUUUUGUUGAUGACUUAUCGACUUGCACUGAGAUUUCAAUUGUCAAAUUUUUUUCCCAUCGAUGAUGUUUCUUUGGCAUUGGGAGUGACAUUUUUUACAUGGACAAUCAUAAUCGCUUCGGGAUUGGAUAUUAAUUGCUGUUGAAUUAUUGAACAGAUUGUUUUUUUUCUGUAACUGCUGUUGAAAUCUCGUGCAGUUUUGCGGCACGAAACGAAUUGCUAGGUAAUAAAACAAAAAAUCUAUCGAUUUAAUAUCGUGGUGAAGUAAUUAAUGUAUAUUAGGCAACAGUCAAUUCCAGUCUUCACGUUGGGGUAAUUAUACGGAGACAAAAGUUGGAGAAAAAUUAGCGAACUAGUCAAGUAAUCGUGGAACGGGAUCCAUUUCUCGGUCUUUUUCACCCUAAUUCGAGGCAAAAAGUGCGAGACGAAUAGUGAGUUUUUCUAGUCAAUGCCGAAACCGUAAGAUUUACCAUUUAUUCCUUAAAAAAAUAUCCCAUGAAUGUGAAUAAUUGCUCAAUAUUGCGUAAUCAUUCACAGAUGGGCAGGAUUUUUUCUGUAGCCGAGAAUGAUUUUUUCUACUGCGGUCUAGUAAAAUUUCU
Messenger RNA from Diachasma alloeum, 2072 nucleotides. RefSeq lists its product as uncharacterized. The transcript is spliced from 2 exons. The coding region runs from base 10 to 387 and encodes 125 amino acids. The record is from RefSeq and is a predicted model, not a curated record. NCBI's taxonomy places the organism in Eukaryota, Metazoa, Arthropoda, Insecta, Hymenoptera, Braconidae.